CCAGAGGGCGGCGUAGGUGUGGAGAAAACACCGCGUCGACGGGGAGUUCACCUCCAGUCGCGUUUCUAUUGGUGCCACCCCGCCUCUGCCCCGCCCUGCGGCCCUCCCUUUUCUUCUCUGCCGGGUAAUGGCUGCUUCCAAGACCCAGGGGGCUGUCGUCCGAAUGGAGGAAGACCGUGAUGGGAGCUGCAGCACAGUCGAGGGUAGAGGUUAUGGGGACAGUAAGGAUUGUAUCCUGGAGCCGCUUUCCCUGCCAGAAAGUCCAGGUGGCACCACCACUUUAGAAGGUUCUCCAUCUGUGCCUUGUAUUUUCUGUGAAGAACAUUUUCCUGUGGCUGAACAAGACAAACUUCUGAAGCACAUGAUUAUUGAGCAUAAGAUUGUCAUAGCUGAUAUCAAGUUGGUUGCUGAUUUCCAAAGGUACAUUUUAUAUUGGAGGAAAAGGUUCACUGAACAGCCUAUCACAGAUUUUUGUAGUGUGAUAAGAAUUAAUUCCACGGCUCCAUUUGAAGAACAAGAGAAUUAUUUUCUGUUAUGUGACGUUUUACCAGAAGAUAGAAUUCUUAGAGAAGAGCUUCAGAAGCAGAGACUGAAAGAAAUUCUGGAACAACAGCAGCAAGAACGAAAUGAUACCAAUUUUCAUGGCAUUUGUAUGUUUUGCAAUGAAGAAUUCCUUGGAAACAGAUCUGUUAUUUUGAACCACAUGGCCAGAGAACAUGCUUUCAACAUUGGAUUGCCAGACAACAUUGUAAACUGCAAUGAAUUUUUGUGUACAUUACAGAAAAAGCUUGACAAUUUACAGUGCUUGUACUGUGAGAAGACCUUCAGGGACAAAAAUACACUUAAAGAUCACAUGAGGAAAAAACAGCAUCGUAAGAUUAAUCCUAAGAACAGAGAAUAUGACCGAUUUUAUGUCAUCAAUUAUUUGGAACUUGGAAAAUCAUGGGAAGAAGUUCAGUUGGAAGAUGAUCGGGAGUUGCUGGACCAUCAGGAAGACGACUGGUCUGAUUGGGAAGAACACCCUGCCUCUGCCGUCUGCUUAUUUUGUGAAAAGCAAGCAGAAACAAUUGAGAAAUUGUAUGUCCACAUGGAGGAUGCACAUGAAUUUGAUCUUCUCAAGAUAAAGUCAGAACUUGGAUUAAAUUUCUAUCAGCAAGUGAAACUGGUCAAUUUUAUUCGGAGGCAAGUUCACCAAUGCAGAUGUUAUGGCUGCCAUGUGAAGUUCAAAUCCAAAGCAGACUUAAGAACUCACAUGGAAGAAACUAAACACACUUCGCUGCUCCCUGAUAGAAAGACGUGGGAUCAACUGGAGUAUUAUUUUCCAACCUAUGAAAAUGACACUCUCCUGUGUACACUAUCUGACAGUGAAAGUGAAAGUGACCUGACAGUUCAGGAACAAAAUGAAAAUGUUCCCAUCAUCAGUGAAGAUACAUCUAAACUGUAUGCCUUGAAACAAAGCAGUAUUUUGAACCAGUUGCUACUACAAGAGUGCUUGAAAAACUAGAAGAAACUACCACAGAAACAAUUUUUCAUGUUUUUCUCCUAUAAGACAGACAUGAAAGAAUAAUUUAAAUUUGGACAUCAGCAAAGGAUUAGUCCUUGGUAAAAUAAACUUUUCAAAAAUGAAUGUUCUUUUCAAAAACUAAAGUAGGAAAAUGCACUUACUAAGAACAUGAAAGAAAAUGAAGUAUUUUGGCUAUCAAGUUUUAUUGUGUGAUCAUCUUAAAUGAGCUUAUUUCAUUAAACUCAUAAUUAUCUAUAGAAGAAUAUGCCAAUUACAAAGAAAUGAAAAGUUCAUAUUAUUUAUAAACCUGAUUUUUCUAUCAGUA
This is a messenger RNA of Piliocolobus tephrosceles (Ugandan red Colobus), 1829 nucleotides long. It is a transcript of the gene ZNF277, whose product is annotated as zinc finger protein 277. Lineage: Eukaryota; Metazoa; Chordata; Mammalia; Primates; Cercopithecidae. The coding region runs from base 128 to 1504 and encodes 458 amino acids. The transcript is spliced from 12 exons. The record is from RefSeq and is a predicted model, not a curated record.